AUGGUCAAUGAUAGAAUCACGUCUUCUUCAAAACAUGCCAAUGUAGAUUACAAUCUUCUGGGAGCCGUUAAGGAUUUGAUCGGUGUUGACUUUGUCGAAGGUAGUGACAGCUUCCCAGCCUUCGAAUUUACCGCAAUGUCUGAUAUAAAAGACUCCUAUCGUCUGCAUUUACCUGAAAAAUUGUACGAGUUUGCAAUUACAACCAUCUUCCGUCCGGUAACACGUACCGGUGGAUAUUUAUUCAGCAUAGUAAAUCCGGAAGAAACAAUCGUCCAACUGGGUAUACAUUUGAGUCCUGCAACAACUGGCAAAUGGAACAUAACAUUGCUCUACACCAAUUGGGAUAGCACAACUUGGGUCAGCAAGAAGUUGGCUACAUUCGAAAUACCCUAUUCGAACAAUUGGCAGACUGUAGCAUUCAAAAUACUCUCAGACCAGGUUACAUUCUAUCACAACUGCAUUGAGACAACAACGGUGAUGGUGAAGCGAGAACCUAUUGAAUUGAUAUUUGAUUCGGCUUCGACCCUUUAUAUUGGGCAAGCUGGUCCAAGGCUGAAGGGCCAUUUCGAGACUAAAAAUCCUGUGAUGAAUACGAAACGUUUUGUUUAA
This is a messenger RNA of Eupeodes corollae, 609 nucleotides long. RefSeq names its product collagen alpha-1(XV) chain-like. The transcript is spliced from 3 exons. The record is from RefSeq and is a predicted model, not a curated record. Bases 1 to 609 code for a protein of 202 amino acids. Lineage: Eukaryota; Metazoa; Arthropoda; Insecta; Diptera; Syrphidae.